AUGCAGAACGGCAAACCGUUCACAACUGAAGCACCGACUUACUUCUGGGAGACCAAGCUAUGGCAUUCGCACAAGAGCCAGCAUGCAGCAGUGCCUCCACAGGACCCCAGUGCACAUGGCAGGGCGGCAGGGGAGUCCCCUGCACGCGAGUUCUCUCUACAGGAGCUCUGGGCUGCCACGGAUGGCUUUGCUCUGAGUGCACGCAUUCAGGAGGGGCCGUUUGGGCCGCUUUUCAGUGGCAGGCUGGCAGAUGGCUCGCCAGUGGCAGUGGCUCGGCUGGACCCAUCACCCCAGGGCGGAUGGUCAGAGGAGCAGGUGAGGCAGGCAGCACUGCAGCUGGCGCCCCUGCUGCACGGCAACCUGGUGCCGCUGCGUGGCUUCUCUGUGGACGGUGGAGAGAGGCUACUGGUGCUGGAUGACUUCUGCUGGCGCGCGGGCCACCUGGGCACACUUGCCUGCGCGUUGCACCACCCAAGCUCUUCCCCCUCUGCUUUACACGGCGCUGAUCGGGGUGGUGAAAUUGUGGCUGGGACCAGUGGUAGCACGUGUUUUCUGAGCUGGGAUGCGAGAGUGGAAAUCGCUAUUGGUUGCGCCCAUGCUCUCAGGUACCUGCACGAGGACUGCCGCCCACCCGUCGUGCAUGGUGCCAUCUCCUCCUCGCUCAUCUUCCUUGACGCGCACUCUCAGCCUCACAUCGCGCAUGCUGGCCUCGCUCCCCUGCACGGCGCCACUGUUGCUGCCUACGCUCAUACGGACCAGCUGGUGGGGGCGUUCGCCUACAGCGCACCAGAGCAUGCAAUGACGGGCGUCUUCACGCCCAGCAGUGACGUGUACAGCUUCGGAGUGGUGCUGCUAGAGCUCCUCACAGGCCGCAAGCCCGUCGACCCCUCAAAGCCCAAGUCGCAGUCUUCUCUGGUGCGCUGGGCUGCUCCCCGCCUUGCCUCUGCCUCGGCCCUCCCGUCACUCCUCGAUGCAUGCAUGCCUGGCCACCCUCCAUCGUCCACCGCUCUCUUGCACUUCGCCCGGCUUGCCUCCCACUGCAUUCAGCCUGAGGCGGAAUUCAGGCCCACCAUGUCGCAGGUCAUAGCAGAGCUCUGUGGCAGUGUGCGCGCUGCCGUGCCCUCCGCCCCCCCAUUGCCCGCCUUGCUCCCCAACCGCGCUGCUCGCACUGCUUCGAGGUUCGGCAGGGGAUCUGGUGGACGGGAUGAGAGGAGGGUGGCACCAGUAACAGAGGAGGAUGAUGGGGAGGAUGGCGCGAUGGCUCGUGCUUCCACUCUCAACUCAAUACAGUACUGA
Closterium sp. Yama58-4 is the source of this 1296-nucleotide messenger RNA. Lineage: Eukaryota; Viridiplantae; Streptophyta; Zygnematophyceae; Desmidiales; Closteriaceae. The record is from the annotation of a GenBank genome assembly.